Molecule: messenger RNA, 2275 nt
Organism: Xyrauchen texanus (razorback sucker)
Lineage: Eukaryota; Metazoa; Chordata; Actinopteri; Cypriniformes; Catostomidae
Product: ethanolamine kinase 1-like
Exons: 8
Coding region: 78-1160 (360 amino acids)
Biological process (GO): phosphatidylethanolamine biosynthetic process
Cellular component (GO): cytoplasm
Molecular function (GO): ethanolamine kinase activity
Source: RefSeq, a predicted model, not a curated record
UUUACAUUUUCGCAUUCAUUGAAUCUUCCCCACCGUCUUUCACGUCUCAGAGCAGUACAAGCAAGCGUUUUACAGCAAUGGCCAGUUACAUUCAUGUCCCCGAAGGCGCACCGGUGGUUCCGAAAUUAGAUGUGACCGUAGACGAGCACGAUUUCAGAGCCGGGGCGCUGAAACUGAUCAAGAAGCUUAGACCCCACUGGAAACCCUCGGAGGUCAAAAUGAAGCCCUUCACUGAUGGCAUCACAAACAAGUUGAUAGGCUGUUACAUUGGUGGUUCCAUGCAGACCGUGGUGCUGGUACGUGUCUACGGGAACAAGACGGAACUGUUUGUGGACCGUGAGAAGGAGGUGAAGAUCUUCCGUGUUCUCCAGGCCCAUCGGUGCGCUCCACGCCUCUACUGCACUUUCAAUAACGGCCUGUGCUAUGAGUUUCUGCAGGGUGUGGCCCUGGAGCCGGAGCACAUCCGUAGCCCUGCCAUCUUCAGGCUCAUUGCAAGGCAGAUGGCAAAGUACCAUGCCAUACAUGCCCAUAAUGGUUGGGUGCCCCAGUCAGACCUCUGGCUGAAGAUCAGCAAGUUCUUUUCACUUGUUCCUUCACACUUUGAGGACCCUGAGAUGGACCAAAGGCUGAACAAUGAGGUUCCCAGUGCUGUGUGUCUUAGAGAUGAGAUGAUCUGGCUUCAGCAGAGCCUUUCUAAACUGGGUUCCCCAGUCGUUCUUUGUCACAACGAUCUGCUCUGUAAGAACAUCAUCUACAACCAACAGGAAGGAAAUGUCAAAUUCAUUGACUACGAAUAUGCUGGGUACAAUUACCAAGCCUUUGACAUAGGGAAUCACUUCAAUGAAUUUGCAGGUCUGAAUGAGGUGGACUACAGCCUGUAUCCCGGGCGAGAGUUCCAAUUGCAGUGGCUCAGGGCCUAUCUGGAGGCUUACAAGGAGUACAAGUCACAGGGCUCACAGGUCUCCAACACUGAAGUGGAAGUUCUGUAUGUGCAAGUCAACCGCUUUGCCUUGGCAUCUCAUUUCUUCUGGGGACUGUGGGCGUUAAUCCAGGCUCAAUACUCCACCAUUGACUUUGACUUCUUGGGAUACGCAGUUCUCCGUUUCAGCCAGUUCUUCAAGAUGAAGCCAGAAGUGACAUCACUCAACCUUCCAGAAUAAUCUCUCAGGUUAUGGCUCGCUUUACUCUAGAGAAUGGCUCCCCCUGGUGGACUAGCUGGAGAGCUCUUCAGUUUUGUAGACUGAACAAUGCACUUGUCUGAAUGCAUCAUUUUAGAUAAAUAAUUUCUGAACUCACCAUCAAGUUGGUUUAGUGUUGUAGAAAGCCAAAAACCAAAGCCGCCCUCCUCACUUCUAUCUGGCCCAGAAACAAGUCACCCUAGUGCCCUAGUUAUACCAACUAUUCCAGCAAAAUCCUAUUGCUAAUCCAGAAAGCAACUGACCCUCUGCCAUCACGCACAACAUAGAGAGGCUUGCUCUGGAGCCUUGACAUGCCCAUAUAUUUGAAGAGCUCUGGAAAUGUAGAAAUAAUAAAAACACAAACCUCCCCUCCCAAGAAACCAAUGACUUUCCCUCAAAGGACAGAGAACCAUAAACAACAAUAUCAUGCACAAAAAGAGAGGAGGACUACUGGGUUUGUUUUCAGCAACUGUCUAUCAUCCUAAAGAUCAUUCCUACUUGUUUAAACACGUUUUUAAGGGGAUAAAUCUGUGUACUGUAAGGUAAUUGUAGUUUAAGGACAGUCGCUGAUGCUAUGCAGGUCUUGCUGAAUGGAGAACAGAUGUGAUAAGAUGUGUAAUUCAGGGACCAAUAGAAGGGUUAUUGUUUCCGAUUGAAGAUUCCUCCCUCAUUCUGUCACUGAACCACAUUCAUAAAGUUUCCCAAUGUUUUCUCAGCGUGGUGCUGUAAGAAGAAAUGGGUAGCUGAGGCUACUAUAAGCCGGUAGCUAAUCUGAAGCCCACACCAAAGUGCUGAUAUUUCUUGCUUUGUAUAUUAUGCACAGUGUAUUUUUCCACAUAGAUAAUAAUGUGGGGUGAAAUUUACUGUUUGAAAGGUGUUUUUCUUUUUUUUUUUUUUGUAUAUACUUAUUUAAAUGAGAUUGCUAGGUAAGCGGUGUGUUUGUCUGGGAGGUAUUGGUGAACUGUUUUUAAAGGAUGUAUUCCCGGAGGCCUUAAAGGCAUCACCCGCUGGAAACACUAAAGCUUUUAUAUUCUUACUCUGAACUCCACUUACUCCACAAUAGCUAAAUGCCUUCUUUGCGCAAUUAUUUUUGAGAA